AUGCUCAAUGCUCGAUCUGCUCACCGUGCGGUGGCUCACGAGGAGGAUGGCCGCAUUUUUGUCACUGGUGGUGAAGAUGAAUUCGGUUAUGACAUGUACCUGGUAGAAUACUGCACCCUUCCGUUUGGCACCUCUGCAGAAACCGUAGAAUCAAACAGAUUUCCCAUCUGGCAUCGUGCGGCACCCAUGAAUCAGAAGCGCAAAUACCAUAGUCUGUGCUACACAAAGGGUAAAAUUGUAGCUGUAGGAGGUUUUGUCAAUCGCCUUGAACUCACGCGGACAGUUGAAGUAUUUUCACCUCCAGAUCGCGCUAAUCCCUUGGGUCAAUGGACAUUCGUAAGACCUCUCGACGUACCCUAUAAAUAUCCCUUUGCUGUAACCGUGGAUGACUAA
Messenger RNA from Dibothriocephalus latus, 393 nucleotides. Lineage: Eukaryota; Metazoa; Platyhelminthes; Cestoda; Diphyllobothriidea; Diphyllobothriidae. The record is from the annotation of a GenBank genome assembly.